GACUGGGUUGGGAAACAAUUGUGUGACUGGAGCGAACUUUUGCAUCUUACAAAAAUGGGCCCCUUCUAAGGAAUUGUUGCUCUGUUUUUCAGGAACCUCUUCAAAAUAAAUCUAUCACUUUAGGGAUGUUCUGUUUUUUAGAAACUUCUCCUGAGAUUUAAGAAGAUGUUGCUAAAUCUGUCCUUUUCAGAAUAAAACAAAUAAUGGCUAAGUUAUAAGUCAUUUCCUUCCUUUCCAUUAUCUUUUCCCUCUGCCUGUUCCUGUGUCUUGCAAGUCCUCUCCCUUUCAAUCUGGUGUGGAUGAAAAAGUUUUUACCUCUGCUGCUAUCUUCUUACAAGGAGAUUUUCAUCUGCAAGUAUUUUUGUUUUCUCUCCUGACAGCUUUGAUUUAUUCUUGGGGAUUUCCUCGCCACUGCACCACACCAUUGCUGUGAAACAAUUUAACUUUUUUAAAGAUAGUCUUCUCCAAGAAGGAUGGAUGCCUGCAUGCUUGCAACAGUUUUAGGAGAUGUUGGAUGGUUUGAGCUGACAGUCUAGCAUAACAAGAGACCCCCCUUGAAGGCUUUAGUUGGGCAAAGGAUUGUCAUCGAGGCAAACUGAAGUGGAAUAACGACAGCGCAUAAUCGUUCUUUGGCAUGCUUCUUGUAUCCUCAGUGUGGGGACUGCCAGAGAUGUUGCAGACAAUUUAUGAAACUGAAUCAUGUUUCUCUUCAGAUGGAGUUUCUGGACGUGAGCCAUCAUUGGAACUCCUGUCACGGGCACAGAUCCAUGCCAUACCUGUGGCAGCUAUGGACUUGAAGCCGGUUCUUCCCAUGGUGAUGCAGAAUUCUUGCAACAGCAACAGCAGCCCAGUGGAUUUGCGGAUGGAUUCCCGAUCUAAUGUGUCCACUAUGGACCCAACUGUCCGGGAGCAGCAGCUGCAGCAGGAACUGCUGGCUCUGAAACAGCAACAGCAAUUGCAGAAGCAGCUGCUCUUUGCCGAGUUUCAGAAGCAACAUGAGCAUCUAACACGGCAACAUGAAGUCCAAUUGCAGAAACACCUCAAGCAACAGCAAGAGAUGUUGGCAGCAAAGCGUCAACAAGAACUAGAGCAACAGCGUAAACGAGAACAACAGCGACAAGAAGAACUGGAGAAGCAGCGUCUGGAGCAGCAAUUACUCAUCUUACGCAACAAGGAGAAGAGCAAAGAAAGUGCUAUUGCAAGCACUGAAGUGAAGCUGAAACUUCAAGAGUUCCUUCUCAGCAAGUCAAAAGAGCCAACUACAGUGGGUGGCUUGAAUCAUUCCCUCUCCCAGCAUCCAAAAUGCUGGGGGGCUCAUCAUACCUCAUUGGACCAGAGUUCCCCUCCCCAGACAGGCAGCCCGGGAACACCAGCGUCUUGCAAACUACCUUUACUUGGCACUUAUGAUAGCAGAGAUGACUUUCCACUCCGGAAAACUGCCUCAGAACCCAAUUUAAAAGUGCGCUCACGAUUAAAACAGAAGGUGGCAGAGAGAAGAAGCAGUCCUCUGUUGCGGAGGAAAGAUGGGACAGUCAUCAGCACCUUCAAAAAACGAGCAAUUGAAAUCACAGUGUCUUCAAUGUGCAGCAGUGCUCCUGGAUCUGGCCCAAGUUCCCCAAAUAGUUCCAACAGCACCAUCACAGAAAAUGGGCUUACUGGUUCAGUGCCUAAUAUACAUUCUGAGAUGUUGCCCCAACACCAAGCUGUUAAUGUGGAUGGAUCAGCUAACCAACUCAGUCUAUACACUUCUCCAUCAUUGCCCAAUAUCUCCUUAGGACUCCAGGCAACUGUCACAGUCACAAAUUCACACCUCAAUGCCUCCCCAAAUCUAACCACACAGCAAGAAGCAGAGCGCCAGAGCAUCCAGUCAUUGCGCCAGGGAGGUGCCUUGACAAGCAAGUUCCUCAGCAUGUCAUCUAUUCCCAGUUGCCUUCUGGGGGUUGCUCUUGAGGGAGAGACCAAUAAUCAUGGGCACGCUUCCUUGCUUCAACAUGUCCUGCUUUUGGAACAGGCUCGACAACAAAAUACACUAAUUGCUGUUCCUCUGCAUGGCCAAUCACCUCUAGUGACAGGAGAACGCAUCCCCUCCAACCUGCGCGCCGUAAGCAAGUUGCCUCGACAUCGUCCAUUGAGCCGCACCCAAUCGUCCCCACUGCCUCAGAGCCCCCAAGCAUUGCAACAUUUGGUUGUGCAGCAACAGCACCAACAUUUCUUGGAGAAGCAGAAACAGCAGCAGAUUCAACUGGGAAAGAUAAUCACUAAGACUGGUGAGUUGCCCCGGCCACCUACCACACACCCUGAAGAAACAGAAGAGGAACUGACAGAACAACAGGAAUCUUUGGGGCUUGGUUUGGGCCUGGGCCAGGGGCCCUUUGUGCUGGAUGGGUCAAUAGAAAAUGAGGGGACCCAGGAUGGCUUAGAGGAACAAGAGGAGGACGAAGAAGAAGAAGAAAGUAUAGCCAAAGAGCAAGGCUGUCUUCGAAUGAAAGAUGAAGCUGGAGUGAACAGGCUGCAAGAAGAACAGGAGGUUGAGGAGCUGGGAGUUACUUACAGGCAGGUAUUUGCUGAUGCACAUCAGCUAAGAUCUCUGCAGCUCUAUCAAACUCCCCUGAGCAUAAGUACUAUACCCCAUCAAGCCCUUAGCCGUACCCAGUCUUCACCUGCUAGCACUAGCCUGAAGAACAGUACACCUGAGCCUUUGGUCCAUCACCUUUUCACUACAGGUGUUGUUUAUGACACAUUCAUGCUGAAGCACCAGUGUACAUGUGGAAACACUAAUGUUCACCCAGAACAUGCUGGGAGGAUACAGAGUAUUUGGUCCAGACUACAAGAGACAGGAUUGCUAACCAAGUGUGAGAGAAUCCGAGGCCGGAAGGCAACAUUGGAUGAAAUCCAGGCUGUCCAUUCAGAACAUCACACAUUACUAUAUGGAACAAGUCCCUUGAACAGGCAAAAACUUGACAACAAGAAAUUACUAGGCCCCCUUAGUCAGAAAAUGUAUGCUGUCCUCCCGUGUGGUGGAAUUGGGGUUGACAGUGACACAGUAUGGAAUGAAAUGCAUUCAUCCAGUGCAGUCCGCAUGGCUGUUGGCUGUUUGCUGGAGCUGGCCUUUAAAGUGGCAUCAGGGGAACUUAAGAAUGGAUAUGCUGUCAUCCGACCACCAGGUCACCAUGCAGAAGAGUCUACUGCCAUGGGCUUCUGCUUCUUCAACUCUAUUGCCAUUGCUGCUAAGCUUCUACAACAAAAGCUUGCCAUCAGUAAAAUCCUCAUUGUGGAUUGGGAUAUCCAUCAUGGCAAUGGAACCCAGCAGGCAUUCUACAGCGACCCCAGUGUUCUAUACAUUUCCCUUCAUCGCUACGAUAAUGGAAAUUUCUUCCCAGGCAGUGGUGCUCCUGAAGAGGUUGGCAGUGGGAUGGGUGUAGGUUACAAUGUAAACAUUGCCUGGACUGGUGGAGUAGAUCCUCCUAUUGGUGAUGUGGAAUAUCUGACAGCCUUCAGGACUGUGGUGAUGCCUAUAGCCCACGAGUUCUCCCCAGAUCUGGUCCUUGUUUCUGCUGGCUUCGAUGCUGUUGAGGGUCACUUGUCCCCGUUGGGUGGAUAUUCCGUCACAGCCAAAUGUUUUGGGCAUCUGACCAAACAACUGAUGGAUCUGGCAGAUGGGCGUGUUGUCUUAGCUUUAGAAGGUGGUCAUGAUCUGACUGCCAUCUGUGAUGCUUCUGAAGCCUGUGUCUCUGCCUUGCUUGGUCUUGAGUUGGAACAGUUGGAUCAAGCUCUGUUGCAACAAAAACCCAAUGCAAAUGCCAUAGCUACAUUGGAGAAUGUCAUUGAAAUCCAGAGCAAACACUGGGAUUCAGUGAAAAGUUCUGCAGCAAUUGUUGGCUACUCGUUGCUGGAGGCACAGAAGGGUGAGACAGAAGAAGCAGAGACCGUCAAUGCCAUGGCAUCAUUGUCAGUGGACACAGAGCAAGGAAAAGCAGACUGUGCUGUCCGAUCAGUAGAAGAGCCAAUGGAGGCUGAACCAGUGUUGUGAAGUGCCAAGACUUCAAUUUCUGUAGCUGUCACUCUGUGGGUUUAAUUGGUCAUUUGUGAGUUCGUUAAAACAACAACAAAAUUAUUAUUUUUUAUCUAUUAAAAAGAAAAAAAAGGAAAAAAAGAGUUGCACUGGACAAAA
Molecule: messenger RNA, 4171 nt
Organism: Crotalus tigris (Tiger rattlesnake)
Lineage: Eukaryota; Metazoa; Chordata; Lepidosauria; Squamata; Viperidae
Gene: HDAC5
Product: histone deacetylase 5
Exons: 25
Coding region: 635-4030 (1131 amino acids)
Biological process (GO): chromatin organization; negative regulation of transcription by RNA polymerase II
Cellular component (GO): histone deacetylase complex
Molecular function (GO): histone deacetylase activity
Source: RefSeq, a predicted model, not a curated record